AUGGGAAGGGUAAAAUUGAAGAUAAAGAAGUUAGAGCACACAGGUGCACGCCAAGCUACAUAUGCUAAAAGGAAAAAUGGGAUCUUGAAAAAGGCUAAUGAGCUAUCAAUUCUUUGCGACAUUGAUAUUGUUCUUCUUAUGUUCUCUCCUACUGGGAAAGCUUCGUUAUGUUACGGUAGACGAAGUAGCAUUGAAGAGGUGAUUGCUAAGUUUGCUCAGAUAGCACCGCAGGAUAGAACAAAAAGGAAGUUCGAGAGUCUUGAAAACUUGAAGAAAACUUUUCUAAAGUUGGAUCACGAUGUAAAUAUACGAGAAUUUAUAGCCUCGAGUUAUUGGACAGAACCAGAAAAGAUAAACAACGUUGAACACUUGGGGCAGCUCGAGAUUUCCAUCAGGCAAUCUCUUGAUCAGUUACGUGCGCAUAAGGAACAUUUUGGGCAGCAGCAGCAACACGCAAUGCAAAUCGAAAGCGCAAACUUUGUUAAAGAUUGGUCAACCUGCUCGAUGGAAAAUGGGAUUCAGAUUCCUUUAGAACAACAGCUUCAAUCUAUGUCAUGGAUACUUAAUAGCAACACCACCAACAUCGUCAAUGAGGAACAAAUAUCAAUCCCGCAGAGAGAAGUGGAGUGCUCAGCGAGUUCAUCAUUCGGGAGCUAUCCAGGCUACUUUGGAACAGGGAAAUCUCCUGAGAUUACGAUUUCGGGUCAAGAAACAAGCUUUCUUGAUGAACUAGCCAACACAAGCAACGGACAUCUGAAACCGCAGACAAACUCGCAGCAGCAGUUCACUAAUAUGAACAACAAUAUCACAUACAACCCAAAUCUGCAGAAUGAUCUGAAUCAUCUUCACCAAACGUUGCCUCCUCCUCAUCCUCCUCCGGUUUAUGACUUUCCGAUGAACCAGAGAGAGUACCAUAUGAAUGGAUUCUUCGAAGCACCACCACUUGGAUCUUCCGUUUACAACAACAACAACCAAAACAGGUUUGGUUCUAGCAGCAGCUCCUUGCCUUGCUCAGUCUCCAUGUUCGAUGAAUACUUGUUUUCCCAGAUGCAACAACCGAACUGA
Molecule: messenger RNA, 1065 nt
Organism: Thlaspi arvense
Lineage: Eukaryota; Viridiplantae; Streptophyta; Magnoliopsida; Brassicales; Brassicaceae
Source: the annotation of a GenBank genome assembly